AUGACCACGCCCACGAACCACGACACGCCCCACGACGUCAACGGACGCCCACGUCAAACGCCAACGGACGCCCACGUCAAUGGACCACGACCACGUCAACGGACGACGACCACGCCAGCGGACGAUGACCACGCCAGCGGACGACCACGUCAACGCACCACCACCUCAACGGACGACGACCACGCCAGCGGACGACCACGUCAACGCACCACCACCACGUCAAUGGACGAUGACCACGCCAACGGACACCCACGUCAACGCACGACGACGUGCCCCCGCCGAUGGGAAACCAAGGUGCCACGUCGCUGUCAGCGAUGUGGCAACCAAACGUCGUCGUUCGUCGUUCACACAAAGCCACCACGACAUCACACGACGACGACGAGUGCAUUGUCCCUCCCCCUUCCCUGUCCCUCCCUUCCUUUUCCUGCCCCUCUUCCCUGUCCCUCCCCAUUUCCAUGUACUCCCAUCCCCCUUCCCUGUCCCUCCCCAUUUCCAUGUACCCCCUUUUCCCUCCCCCCUUUCCUGUCUGUCCCUCCCCAUUUCCUUGUCCCUACCUCCUUCCCCCAUUUCAUUGUCUCUGCCCCCUUCCUUUUCCCUGCCCCCUUCCCUGUCCCUCCCCAUUUCCUUGUCCCUGCCCCUUAUCCAUCCCCUUCUUUAAUAUGCACUAGCAUGUGGGAGAGGGUAAAGUACUGCUAUUUAUGGUGGAUUGUGGUCUUAUUCAACUGGAAUCCACUGGAUUCCGCUGGAUUCCGCUGGAUUCCGCAGGACUCCGCUGGAUUCCACUGGAUUCCAGUCCCAUUCCUGCGGAUUCCACCGGAGUCCGGUCCCAUUCCACCGGAAUCCGCAGGAAUGACUGGAGUCCGACAGGAAUAG
Messenger RNA from Laccaria bicolor S238N-H82, 873 nucleotides. RefSeq lists its product as uncharacterized. The transcript is spliced from 3 exons. Bases 1 to 873 code for a protein of 290 amino acids. The record is from RefSeq and is a predicted model, not a curated record. Lineage: Eukaryota; Fungi; Basidiomycota; Agaricomycetes; Agaricales; Hydnangiaceae.